Messenger RNA from Cydia pomonella (codling moth), 2929 nucleotides. RefSeq names its product BRCA1-A complex subunit Abraxas 1-like. Bases 179 to 1360 code for a protein of 393 amino acids. Gene Ontology annotation, cellular component: nucleus. The record is from RefSeq and is a predicted model, not a curated record. Gene Ontology annotation, biological process: attachment of spindle microtubules to kinetochore; mitotic spindle assembly; protein K63-linked deubiquitination. Gene Ontology annotation, molecular function: microtubule binding; polyubiquitin modification-dependent protein binding. The transcript is spliced from 3 exons. Lineage: Eukaryota; Metazoa; Arthropoda; Insecta; Lepidoptera; Tortricidae.
GUGAAAUGUCUAAUUGUCAACCAGAAACGUCACAUUUUGUGAUAUUUCACUUUUCGCGUCAUUUUUAAUAAAGUAGAAAAAUAAAUCAACAAAUACAUAAAUAACUCAUUUCUUCAACAUCAGUUGCAUAGAAGUGUACCUGCUAAAUUGCCAUAUAAUUAAUGAGUUAUUGCUCAACAUGGCAUAUACUGAAAAAGUGUCACUGAGCGGCACUGCAUUAUCCUUUUUAUUAUACGAAUGUGUAAAUUCAGUAAAUUGCCAGGAGGGAUUUCUGAUUGGGGACGUGACUUCUGAAAUAACUAAUCACAUAUCUGACUCACAAAGCGAUAACGCCCGGUUGGACACUCAAAUAGUCAUAAGAACUGUCCUGCCUUUACCCUCGGUGUCCUUGUUUUACCUACCAACCGGUAGAAUAAAGGAGGAUGUACUAUCAAAUUUACUUUCAAAUACCGCAAAUGAGAUUGUUGGUUGGUACAAAUACCGAAAAAAUAGUUCGGUAAAACCUACGUUUAGAGAUAGACUAAUAUCCAAAGGACUGCAAAAGUAUUUUGAAAAGCACCAUGGAAGAAAAAACUUUGCUACCUGCAUAUUAUCGAGCAAAACUUCAUCUUCCGCAUCUACACACACAUUUACCUACAGAUUUGGUAAAAUCAAUUGCUUUGACAUUUAUGAAUACAUUGAGGAUGUGACAGCAAAUCUGGGGGAGAAGUUGACGGGCUACAAGAAGCCCCACAGGUUGUCACCGCAUAGCAUUUUCAAUAAAAUUGUAAAGGACAGCAAUGUGCAGAGUAAUAACACAACAGAAGCAAUUCUGAGGAUACAGGAGGCAGUCGAUGUCCGGCUUCUUAAGGAAGCUCGAAUAGCAGCUAAGAAUGAAAGCACAAUCAGAGAGCUAGAAGCUGAAAUCAAACAAAUGAAUGCUAUUCUGUCUGACAAGCAAUGUGAAGACCUGCAAGCGAGCUAUAAUAAAAGUUUAGAGGAGAAGUUCAUGAACAGAGAAGUGGAGAUGGCUGAAGCAUGUGUGCAAGCACUGGCUACACCUUCACGAGUGGACAUUUUGAGUGUCCCAAAUAUUCUGCUCCAUAGUAACAACCUUAUUGAGCGUGACAACCCACCUCCAUCUAGGAAUGAGGCUGAAAGAAGUACCAGCCCUUUACUAAUAUCAAGUUCAGUGAAACAGCCCAAGUUAAAUUACGCAGCUGCUGUGAAGACAAGUACACAACCAUCGACCAGUAAACCAAACAACCACAUUGACGACCUCAUAAGUUUUGAUGUGGAUGACAACAGAGUAAACAACAAGCAGACGAUCAUCAUCAAUGAUGAUGUGAAACAUUUAGGUGACAGUUCCCCAGAGUACUGACCAGUGCCUUAACUUAUUCGAUAGUGUUAAGUUUCCCUACUCUAAUCAAACACUAUCAUAGGUGGACCAAAAACUGACAUUCAGUUUGUUACAUUUUUUAUUUAUACAUUCUGCUCACAUGGUCUGAAGAACUGUUGGAACCCUGUUUCUUUCCUUUACCCCUUGCUUGGUGCAUUGCGAUGGACUGUAGGUAGCUUUCCCUGCGUUUGGUUGGUCAUAGAGUCAUAGAGACAAUAAAUUUCAUGCAAUCUCUAUUGCAUGCCCACAAUUACAUUGCUGUCCUGCUCGCAAUGGCAUUGCCCACCGGCAUCAUCAACCGGACAGCAAUAUAAUGAUGCACGUAUCGCGAGUGAAAAAGAUUUAGGAAAUAAUGGGUCAACAAACAAAAUUAAGCUUAGAAUAAAUUUAAAAGUGGAAAAAUUACUAUCUUGGGUGAGACUGGACCUCACGGCCACUGGAUCGAUACUCCAGCGCUCUGCCAUCUGAGCUACCAAGACCUCAUCCAUAGGCAUUUAAAUUUAUUAGCAUCAUUCGCAGAUAUUUCUGCUUGUUAAAAAUUUAUUUAACAAACAAAAUUCUUUGUGCUUUGCAUCCAUACUUUAGAAGGCACCAAAUUUUUUAAAUUUCAUUGAUGCUUAAGCAUUUUCUGCAGCAGGUUCUGUUAAUUGAAGAUACCUGUGAGAAAAUGUAGAAAUAUAACACUCAAAUUAUCAAUUAUCUCUUAAUGUCAGUUGUUGGGACACCAAACACCAGUGUAAAUGAACUAUCUUCAUUAAGUUCUCUUAGUUAUUUGAAAUAUUACUUGUUCCAUUGUUUCAAGAUUCGUUAAUUCUGUUCGUAAAUACAAAUCCCAUUAUUUUGUAUGUUACAUUGAUGUUGAAAGUUGUUACUUAAUGAAUCUAAUGAUCGUUUUUAUAUAUUUCGUGUACAUAUCUUAAUUAUUGCUGUUAUGGCCGUUAAAAUAUAUCUGCUUUAACAUUUAAUGCGCUCGCAAACUCAUACUCACUAAGUAAUUAUAAGACUUUCUUCUUUGAAGUAUAUUCAGUCAGGCCAGUUUGCAAAAUAUCAUCACUCAUCCAUCACCACGAUUUGCAAAUUCUUAUUUAACUUACGUCUAUUAUUAAUUUUUUUUCCUAGCGUUGUCCCGGCAUAUUGCCACGGCUCAAGGGAGCCUGGGGUCCGCUUUGACAUGUUUACUUAAAUAUAUUGGGGACUUUGUGAUCUUAAAAAGCAAUUUACUAAGGGAAACUUAUUUUAUGAUUGUGGACCUGUCAGUUUAGCCUAUACCAUACUGAUACCACGUGUUGAGAACGUAUUUUCAAUAUAUCACAAUGCUAUUCAUAUACCUAUUAAGAAUACAAGAUUAUUCAUAUUUCAGUUUAAGUUUGUUUACUUAAUUUGAUUACCAUUAGCUAUUAUACCACUAGUAUUUAAUUCUCGACAUAUAGGUAAACAUGUACAAGAUAUUUUUGUAAUUAUUUGUUUAUAAAACUCUAAACUUAUGUUUUAUUUCAACUAUUGUUAAUUUUCUCUUCGCUCAAUUAUAAUGAAACAAGAAAUUAAUACGAA